UGUCGCCACCAACAUCGCCAAGGAGGAGGAAAGGGGGAAGAAUGAGAAGACGAAUGACUGAAGGACAAAUGGAGAAAAAGAAAAAGGUCAGUUUGAAGGUGAAAGGUGGUAGGAAGUGAGAAUCGUAGGGGAGGAAAUACGGAGCUGGACCAAGAAACGGGAGGAGAAAUGAUAAGAUGAGGGUGGAAGGAGGUGAACGUUCUGCAGCACAAGGACCUUCAGCGUGUGCUCCUGUCGUGUCUCUGGAUGCAGAACUGUGGAGCUCAGACUCGGGUCAGAGUUUGAGCUAAACAGCCUGACAUCUCAUUUCAAAUGGUGAAGGGCCUGUUUCUGUACAGUACCUUACAACCCCCCAAGGCGCUUUACAGCACAGUCAUUCACACAUUCACAAACUGGUGGUGAUGAGCUACGAUGUAGCUACAGCUGCCCUGGGACGCACCGACAGAGGCGAGGCUACCCAACACGGGCGCCACCGGUCCCUCCGACCACCCCCAGCAGGCAAGGAGGUUGGUUAAGUGCCUUGCCCAAGGACACAACAGCAGAAUUCUGGUCAGAGCCGAGAUCAAACCUGCACCCUACCGAUUGCUGGACAGCCUGCUCUUCCUCCUGAGCUGCUGCUGCUGCCCAUCAGAACAACAAACCAGUGAAACCAGCAUCUAACUGGCUGUGGCAGGCUGGACACUGAUGUCCUCUAAAAGUCAGCUGAGAACAAAGUCUGUGACAAAAGCAGGAAGUUCAUGUUAAACCGCGCUGACGCUGAGGGACAUGUCUCCAGGGAAGGACGGCCCAUUUAUGGGACAGGAACCACACAGACAAGUUUAUGAGUCUGGAAGUUUCCAAACACGGAGCUGGACUUCUAGCUGCAGCCGAGUUCAGCGUGAACUCCUCUGCAGGCCCAAAUCUUCUAGAAUCAUCUAAAGAUCGUGUCAGAGUCCAGACCUGAACUCAAAACACCGAGUGUAAGGGGUUAAUUUACAUCUAAUUAAGGAACCGUAAGACAUGAGAUUUCAUAGUCAAUAUGAAAUCAAUCUUACGGACCUUUGGGUUAUUUUAACCAGAAGAUUGGGACUUUUUAUUGCAGAGAUUGUGUAACACUUUGUAUUAACUGAGAGACAAGAGAAGAGAGAGUCACCUUUAAAACGUUUAAGAAGAUUUAUUUCUAAACAAUUUUAAAGAAUUUUAAACAAUCCUAACUCUAACUCUAAUGAUGGAAGGAUCUGGUGAGAAUGAUACGUGAGAUGAAUGGUGCAUGUGUGAGUGAUGAUGUCAUCAGAACUCUCGUAUCCGGAGAAGCAAGUCUGAAUGAUGUUGUGAUGUUUCGCUUUUAGCUAUGAUCAGAGUAUGAUCAGAGUUUCAUAAACACACGAGACGCCAUAUUGUUGCUCCACACAUACCCUUCAGAUGAAACCUCUGUACAGAUCCAGAAUGCCAGGUCCUCGGACCCCCCUUUCGGUACCGAAGCCGAUGAAACAGCGUCAGCAGUACGACAGACUAGUCGUUGGAUCGUCUCCAGGUAAAAAGCGACAGUUGGUUGACAGCGUCAGAUGGACCCCCCCCCCUUGGGUCAGUGAGUUCAGCUUUUAUUCUGAAAGGAACCGUUGCUUGGUUGGUAAAGUGCAACAGAUUUUAUCCAGCUUGUUGGUUCUUUGCUUAAAAAGGAGGUCCGGGUGGCCGGUCCGACACUUCUCUUAGCAUGCGGUGAACUGAACUAAGAUAAACUGGUUUUAUUUAUCUGGAUGUUUUGAUUUACGGUCGAAUCAAAGUUGGACAGAUUUAUAAACACCACAGAGACUAUGCCACGCUUCAGAAAGGAAGGUUCUGAUUGGAUGAGUAAACAAUGUGUCAUGCGUUUACAUUACGUGUGAUCAGGGUGUCUAGUGCAGCUAGAUUAAAGUCACAUUACUUAUUAAAGCAUACUAAUCAUAACAUUGUCAUUUCACAGAUUGGUCAACAUCUUAUUAUAGACUAACACUUUGUUUUAUUAGCUUUAUUAAAAAUAGAGUUCUUUGAUUUAUUAAAAGGAAAGAGUCCUUUAGCUUCAUUCUUCUCUUGGGCUGGAAAGGAAGCAGUUUAGAAGCAGAUGCAUGACCUUGAGGCAGUCUCAUGCACAUUAGUUCUGUGUCAGAGACAUCUGUGGAGAGAGGGUAAAUAACCUUCGGUGGAAUAGUUCCUUCAUCACGUUACACGAGUCUCUGCAGACUCCCAUGAACUCAAACCACGACCACGAGGAAAGUUACUAAGGCCUUUAGAUAAACCCUGAUCCGUGUAUGAAACUAGAAUUCCCUCCUUCAAGGUUUGGAUGCAAACUCUGCAUUUCCCCUCCACAUCCCUGCUGCUUUAAAAUCCCACAGGGGCAAAAAUCAGCUGUUGAUUCAAAACGAACCACAUCACACCUGUGAGCUAUUUUUAACUAAAGCUUAUUUACACGGACAUGGGAAAUCAGACAGGUUCUUUCAUUUGACUGUUUUACUGUAAAAGUAUUAAAGGUUGUUUUACCGAAUCUGCUGCUGUUGAGUUCAGAUCGGACCUCCUAAUCUCACAUUUCUAAUCCAGAUCCACAGACCAUGAGGUGAUGUCACGGCCGAUGUUCUAGUUUGUUCUAAUAACUCCUAAAUGUUCAUAAAAUUCCUCUGAAGUUAAACAAUCGCCAGCAUCUUAAAGCCCGGCCUUUGAAAAAUAGCCGCAGUCAGGAGUUAUUUACUGUCUGAGGGUAAAAAAGGAGCAGAAGGUGUUAAUGAACCCUCGGCUGAAGGUCACUUUGAAGAUCCCAGUUUCCACAUUUCAUAAUUCAUCAUCCCAACCUGGAAAUUGAAGCUGCUCCUCUCUGAAGAUGAGGUGUGUGUGUUUGUGGUGUGAAAAUGGAGAAGGAUGCUUUGUUAUGUCCACGGUAUCGAUGGAGAACGGCAGAUAGACCGGACAUCACUCACAGUUCAGACAGCAGACAGGAGUGUGUGUGUGUGUGUGUGUGUGUGUGUGUGUGUGUGUGUGUGUGUGUGUGUGUGUGUGUGUGUGUGUGUGUGUGUGUGUGUGUGUGUGUGUGUGUGUGAGACAUUUAUAACAAGAUGGUUGCUUUUUGUCUCGUUUGAGGCUUUGUUUGAACAGAGUUCAGGUUUGAAACCUCAACUUUGCAGCAGUUUUACAUGACGUCAAACAUUUAAUAACCAGUAACUAAAUAUCCAUAAAUACCUGAGCUAAGGCUAAAUGUUCAUGUUUUGUUGUUGAAACUGUAAAAAAUGUAAAGAAAACUGAGAUAAAAGAAAUGUUCAAACUGCAGCCAGUGGCUCAAUAGGGUCACCAUGGUAACUCCAACUAUCUCGUUAUGUUGGCAGGCGUGGUAGUUGCUGAAUGUAAGUAAUAAAUUAACUUGUAAUCAGAAUACUUUUUCAAGGUAACUGUGGCAACACAGUGCACAUGUAAAAUUUUUACUUUAUUAUUCAUUUGUUAUUAAAUGAUGUGGCUCAAGAUGAAGCCUCACCCAAACCAUUACUGUAAGAAAAUGAUGAGUCUGCGGCCGUGGACGCCUUUUGGCACUGGUCAGUGACAUCACUCUCUGCUGGUAGAGCUGCACGUUUUCAUUCAGCUAUUUUGGUUUUCCUCAGGGGCGUGUCCAGGGAGUGGCCUGGGGUGGCACAUGCCACCCUUGGAAUCCGAUUGGCCAUCCCCAGGUGCCACCACGCUGAAUUCCCUUUAAAUAGGCUUUUCGUUGUCCACAAAAGGCUUGAGGUAACACAAAAAAAAGCAUAACCACUGGUGCCACAUAUAAGUAGUGCCUCACCUGGGCCACCCCAUUUUAAAAGAUCUGGACACGCCACUGGUUUUCCUAAAGCUGCAGGAGAAAUGCUAACAACAGUAAUAAUUGCUAUUUUUAUAAAGGGGCUUUAAUGAGUAUUUAUGCCAUUAGUAAGUUAAUAAAAGCACGUUCUUGAGACGGUUGGUGUUUUUUAUUGGAUGUGAAAAUAAAACUCAAGCAUCAUGUGGAGGUCUGGACGGAUCCAUGUUUUCCUCCAGUCUGCUGUAAGCUUUCAUUUAGACCUGGGCAGGUGAGAAUUUAUUCAUUUUCUUCUAUUUGAUCCUAGAACAUAAUCGAUUAUUGGUUCUAUGUUGUGGGAUGUUCUUUAGAAUUUGUGAUUUUUCCUCAUUAAUUCAUUAAGUCACCACCAGAGACAGAAAGAAGCGUCUGUUUUUAGAUGUGCUUCAUAAAACUAAACGUGUUUCUGCUGGGAUCGGGAGGAUUCUGGUCCUGUGGUCCGUGUUGGGGUUUUUCUCUCAGCUCCGCCUCGGAUGAUUUUGUUGUUCAUCCGAUUGCUUCCACAUCAGAGCUGAUUUCUGCUUUAAGCGACUCCGGAUCAUGACUCAGCCUGAGGAGCAUGCAGGAGGAGGAGGAUGCAGCAGCGGAGCAGCAUCCUUUCUCUCCGCCUCGUUUCAGCACCUCAGAGGGGGGUGUUUAUUAAACCGACUGUAAUCUGACCCCGCAUGCCUGCUGGGACCCCCUCCCUCCCUGGAUCUCCAUCCUGGGACACAGCACCGUGAAUGCGUCACGUUCGUUCUUCCGGCGUCCGCUCCUCGCGCUACCCGCAGGCACGUCGUGUAUUUUCCGUGAGAGGAUCCGGUCAACCCGCCGCUGUCCUCCUCCGUCCACCCAGUCGAUGAAACCGACGGUGAGGAAGCGCGUCCGCGCCGCGCCCUCGCGCCUGGCCGCUCGCUGAUGCUCCGGGGGUGCAGCUGCCCGCACAGAGGCAGGAUGGUGCGGAUCGCCAGCGCGCUGGGGCUCAUCAUCUUCAGCGUGGCGCUGCUCAUCCUGUCCCUCAUCAGCUACGUGUCCAUCAAGAAGGACUUCGUGCUCGGAGCCCCCAGAUAUGGACCCAACGGAGGACCCAGGAUGUACAUGUUCCACACGGGGUUCCGAGAGAGGCCACCUCGCAAACCUGACCUGAGCUCCCAGCUGGCUCUGAAGUAUCUGGACCCAGAUUUCACACCUCUGGCCAACUCUCUGAGCGAGGACCUGCAGAACUCCUCUAAAUGGAAGUACAACAGCUCUGCUUUUAGGCAGCUGAGGACUGAGAUAUCUCAACACAUAGACAUCCCCAACAACUUCACACUGACUCGGAACUCAGUCAAAGUCGGACAGCUGAUGCACUUUGACUACUCCAGCCAUAAGUACGUCUACUCCAUUGGCGAGAACUUCAGAUCACUCCUCCCGAAUGUCUCUCCGAUACUCAACAAGCACUACAACGUCUGUGCCGUGGUCGGUAACAGCGGCAUUCUCACCGGCUCGCGCUGUGGUACCCAGAUUGAGAAAUAUGACUUUGUCUUCCGGUGCAACUUUGCACCGACAGAGAUCUUUAAGAAAGACGUUGGGCGUCGGACCAACAUGACCACCUUCAACCCAAGCAUCCUGGAAAAGUACUACAAUAAUUUACUGACUGUGCAGGACAGAAACAACUUCUUCUUGAGCCUGAAGAAGCUAGAUGGUGCCGUUCUUUGGAUUCCAGCCUUUUUCUUUCACACAUCGGCCACAGUGACGAGAACGCUGGUGGACUUCUUCGUAGAACAUCGGGGGCAGCUGAAGGUCCAGCUAGCUUGGCCUGGCAACAUCAUGCAAUAUAUAAACAAUUACUGGAAAACCAAGCAGCUGUCGCCAAAACGGCUGAGCACUGGCAUCCUGAUGUACACGUUAGCAUCCUCCAUGUGUGACCAGAUUCACCUGUACGGCUUUUGGCCCUUCGGCUGGGACCCCAACACGGGUAAGGAGUUACCGUACCACUACUACGACAGGAAGGGAACCAAGUUCACCACCAAAUGGCAGGAGUCCCAUCAGCUGCCCGCCGAGUUCAAACUCCUCUACAAGAUGCACACGGACGGCGUGCUGAAGCUCAGCCUCUCGCACUGCGCCUAGCACUGAAGCGGCGGCGCUCAUUCAGACCGCUCUCGGUUUUGUUUGAAAGAACUUAAACCUCGACUGUAAUGCCAAGUUGGCUAAAUCAAAACUUUUGUGAACAGUGACGAACUAAGAUAACAGUUUUCUAUUCCUCUUUUUUUGCUCUGUACGUUUGGUUCAUUCACGCAUUACAUUGGUCGACGGUUGAACCUGCUUUUACCAAACGUGUUGAUGAAUGCACAGAACAUUUCAUGAAUGUAGGAAAGGAGUAUAAUGAUUACUGAACAGCGUGGAUAAUUCACAGCCGUUCUAAUGUUAACACAGACAGAAAGUUAUAAAAUACAGUGGACAACUCAACGACUGACAGUUCUACGACAGGCCGAGAGGACGUGAAUGUUAUACAAAAUCAAAGACCAUAGAAGGCAAGAUGUAAAAGCAUAAUUGGCUACAGAGAUGACGCAAAAGAGGACUAGCACAAGCAAAUGUCAAACCUAAGGUGUGUGUGUGUGUCCAGAGGGAAUAAAUACUAGAUAAGGAGUGUGUGAUGAGCAUAAGGCCGGGGACAGACCGGCCACCGAAGCGCCGCGAAAAGGGGACCGCCUUCAUUCGGCGCCCUUGUUAUCCUAUUCUAUAGACCACACGGGCCGCCGAAGCGCCGCAAAGCGCUCACGAAAUUCGGCCGCUGCUCCUCAGUUCAGACCAGACGCUUGUUUCUCCGCUCCGGUCGAGGCGCGCCUCGUAGUUUUUCUUUUAACCACUUGGCGUCCUCCAUUUCCUCUCUGCCUUUUCUCUGCUCUUGUCCUCUACACCCCCCUCCCCCUUGCUGUUUGUGUGUGUGUUUGUACGUGUGUUUGUACGUGUGUGUGUGUGUGUGUGUGUGUGUGUGUGUGUGUGUGUGUGUGUGUGUGUGUGUGUGUGUGUGUGUGUGUGUGUGUGUGUGUGUGUGUGUGUGUGUGUUUGUACGUGUGUGUGUGUGAACCUAUGGUGUGAACCAGUUGUUAAUAGCUGGCCUACGACUUUCUGUCUCUCUGUCCUGUUUGCCCCGGUAGAAAGACACCCAAAACCACACCCCCUUCACGUGGUCACACACACACACACAAGUUCGCUGUGUGUGUGUGUGUUCGUGUGGUUUUUAUGCAGUGUCUGUUUACGAACACAUUAUCGCGGAAUUGUAUUUUGAAAUGUUUAUUUUGUUAAAUUUACCGGCCUGCCUCUUGACUUCCUGCCAGAAUUGACGCGGUUCACCCGCGGCUCGCGAAAAAAUAGAGCCAAAAUGAUCGCUGCACAGCGCAGGCUGGAGCGCGGGCGCGCGGCGCUUCGGCGGCCCAUGUGGUUUAUAGAAUAUGAUAACAAGGGCACCGUAUGAAGGCGGUCCCCUUUUCGCGGCGCUUCGGCGGCCGGUGUGUCCCCGGCGUACGGCAACACUAGCACAUUCAAUCAAAGGAAAAGUCUGAUAAACUUAACUAAAAAUAAUAAUACAUUUUAAAAAGUUUUCAUUUAUUUAGAAAUGGUCUCUGAUCUGUUGCAGGGAUGUAAGAAAAUAUCGAUAGGGCAACAUAUUGUGAUAUUUUUCCCAGCAAUAUGUCGAUAUUCAAAAGGCGUGUGUUGAAUUUUUGGAGGAAUUUACAUGCAAACAUUUGAGUAUUUUCUUUUCUUGUGGUGCAAUUCAAAUGCCGACCGCUAGCUGGCAGCAGUGUGCAACGGUUUUUGUUUCCAUCGUUGAAAUGUAAAUCCCUCUAUUAUGCUUCUGAUACAUCAUGUUAAACAUGCCAAGUAUCAGUUUGGACUGUUUAUUGAAUAUUGCUACAAUAAACUCAGUCUGAAAUAAUCGCUAAUGUCCGACAGAAUGUAUUGCAAUAUAUCGUGACACAUUGAAUCAUCUCCCCUGUAUCGUGAUACGUAUCGUAUUGCCAAAAUUUCACCAAUACACAUUCCUAACCUGUUAAUUGUUAGAUGAGAAUUUAACGUGUACUUUAGAUUAAUAGUCCUAUAGGUGUUAGUUGGCCUGAUGGCUUCAUUCAUCCAGCUAAACAUUUACUAAAAAUGGUUUAACAUCAGGGAUGACCAAGAUCAGGCUUGUUUAUAGUUUUAACACGAACCUCAUUAAAACUCAAACACCACGUUAGAUCAUUCAUUAGAAUAAGCUGCAUGAAGUUAAGCAACUGCAAAAUAUUUCUAUUCAAUUCAAGUUUAUUUAUAUAGCGCCAAAUCACGACAAGAGUCUUCUCAAGGCACUUCACAUUAUGUGAACAAUCUUAUGUAUUUACGCUUAUCCUUAGCCAGCAGUUUCAGGUAAGAUUUAAUGUCGCCCGCUCUGGCCCCAGGUAAACAUUUAACUAUGGUUGCUGGAGUCUCUAAUGCCACGUUUCUGACUAUGGAGCUGCCAAUGAUCAGAGUCGGCUUGUCAGUGGGUGCGUCACUGAGCGGGGAAAAUCUGUUAGAAACGUGGACGGGUUGGUGGUGUCCCACGGGCUGGGUUCUAUGCUUCCUGCGUACCGUCACCCAGCUAGCCUGAGGUCCCGGCUGCUCGGGUUCUGCUGGAGGACCGCUACGGGGUGGUUCUGAGCUAGUUAGCCCCGUGCUAGCUAAGUAGCUACGGCUAUCUACGGGCUUUUCAACAGUGCGGAGCCGGGACUCCAAUUCCGACACCCUCGCCUCCAAAGCUACAAAAAUGCUACAUUUAUUACACGUACCAUUAUCACUAAUGGAGGCAGAGGAGUAACUAAACAUCUGACACAGAGGUGUGCCGUGCUAAGGCUAAGCUAGCUAGACGAGCAACUCGUUCAACACCAAAUAAACCGCGUGCGAACUCAAAUGGUUCCCUAAAAGCUAGGUGGAACAACAGAAAAUGUGUGUUUUAGCAUGCUUAUGUGCUACAAUAACUCAGAGAUAUCCUAGAACAGAGAAAUUUAAUCAAUUUUAGCGAGCCACAAACAUCGAACAGCUACACGUAGUGCAACACUGAAAGCAGGAAACGCCUUACCGCAGAUACUGCCACCUACAGAAGAUGUUCGUCAGCUAGUGAUGUAGCUAGUUGCCAUGGCUAGGGCUGCCAACUCUCAUGCAUUGAGCAUGAGACACAUGCAUCUGACCCCCUCUCACGCCACACCUCCAGGGGCCGUUUCAAGAUAAGCGAGGUAAUGGAUUUGAUAAUAACUGUCUAAACACUUUACUGGUUUUACAAGAAUCUGAUCUAAAAUUGGUAAAGUCGUGACAUUUGCUAUUUAAUGUCACAUAGCAGAACUAAAAGAUUUGCUAAUGUCCAUUGGCUAUGAGUGUUGCUAUAGCACUUAGCUGUCACUUGUAAUCUUGUUUUUAUAACAGAUUCCUUUAAAAACAGUGACUCCAGCCCUGUGGCUAUCAUUCAUAAAUAACUAUAAAACAUCUACCAAUUUCACAGCCCUGAAAUUUUACAAAUGUUUCUUCGCUAAGGACAUAGCUAACAGCAGUUAGCUACCAUUACCAACCAACAUUUACUGAUGGAACAAUUUUCAUCUAAAAUUAUGUAAAAACAAAAUUUUUGUAACAUAUCGAUAUGCAAUUUGCUAAUGUUUGUUAGUGAAAACUUUCAGCUUCAAUUUAUUUUACCUUUCCAUAUUCUUAUUUAUUUGUCAGAAUUUAUUUAAGACAGUAACUCACAUGCGGUGGCUGUUGUCCCGUAGUUGAAUGACCACAUUUUGCGGAUAUUUGGAACAAGUUUCAAAUUUAGGCGGGACGUUUUGCAUUAACUUAAUUAUUCAACAGAAGGAGUCUUUGGGGACUUUGGCCACUUUGGUUUCAUCACUGCAGGUGCUUAAUGAUUAGAAAGAAAUUAGUAGUUAAAAAUUCUCACUUAAUUAUGUAAAAAGAAAAAAACACGUAAAAAUGACGUUCUUUGAUGUUGUGAUUUGUAAAUCUUUCGGAAAAGGAUCAGACUGACCUCCACCACCUUGGGUUCUGGUUUCAACCCACUACCUCCUGAACCCACUUUAAUCUCAAAAAAUAAAAGAACCACGUUAAAGAAAAUAACAAAUAUGUUUAGUAAUUUAUUUAUCAUACCAAAACACAGUAUUUUUAUAGUCAUCAAGCCCAUAUUAGACCUGCCUAAGGGUCGGGAGAUACAGUACUUGGUUUUUGACCUUGCAUUGGCGCAGGUAGCUUCUUUGUGCACAUACUUGCUGCUGCAAAGCACUGCACUGCAUGUAGUACUGGAGUGUUCCAUUAGGGGGCAUAGUAGAGUACCAAGACCGGAUCGAAAGCCAGGGGUGUUGCUCAAUGUCAAGGCGCCUGGCCUUGCGAGGCGAUGUCUUGCGGCCAGUCGUCUUGCUUACGAGGACACUGUCCUUCCUUGGUCAAAGAAAACCGUUAAAUGGAACAGGCUUGCAUCAUGUGACCGCGGCUUCCACGGUGGUAACGUAACGUCACGUGACACGGGAGAUAACGUUAUAUUUUAUAUUUAUUAGUUUCAAUAUAAAUAUAUAACAAGACUUUUACUUUUUAAAUUGUGUAUAUGUUUAUUAAAUUAAUAUAAGCGAGUUACUACCCGCUAGCCACCGAAGCUGCAACUACUAAGGCUUAGUAACUAAGCAACUAACCAACCAUAGAUAACUUCUUUGGAUCUAAAAAAAACAUUUUAAAUUAGCGGACUUACUUUUAAACUUGAAAAUUGUCCCCGAAGUAGCUGCUGGCUUCUGAUCCGCCGUCCUUUUAAAAAUGCUGCAGUGUAUUCUGGGUAAUUUUUGACCAAGGCUAGGCUACAAGACACCUCCCAUGUAUCCUCGCUCAGCUAGCUAAACGGCUAACAAACGGAGAACACACGCCUCGGUAGAACAUGAACAUUGGAACACGUCUUGGCGGAUCCAGAUGACGUAUCUCCUAGGCAACCGGGGCGGGGCCAAGACAUCAAGGCGAGGUUCCUUGGCACUGAGAUACACCCCAGGUUUGUGGGGUACAGCCAAAACAAACAUUGCGUCAGUAGAGGAGAUCAGGAACUGGAUAAUUUUUAGAUCACGGCAGAAAUAAAGACAGCAGUGGUAUGGUAGAUAGCGUGAAAAACUUCUAAACCAGAGAAGGAGUCACCAUGGUGAGUGCCUUGCUUAUUUUGUCAACUCCACCUACUGGUUACUUGUAUAUUGCAGCGUUCGAAAGCGUCAACUUCGGGGGAAGUGCACAAACGACGCGUCAAAUCAAUGCAAGUUACAGGUGGCAGCCAUUUUACAUGUGCGUGCGCGUCGUUAAACAGCAAGUUUGUUCCACGCCUAAGUCUCCUCCCCUUCCGGUCGGCCCAUGGGUUCCUGAACAGGGCUGUAAGGGUGAUUUUCUGGUCUGCUUUGCCUUACGCCGUGAAUUACUUCACGUUGUACUUCAAUUUAAAUUCAAAGUAAUUAUAUGUGUUUUAUUAUGUCCGUCAUGUAAUUUCAGAUUUCUUAGCUUGUAAAAAUUCAUAAUUAUGACUAAAAGCGCUUUCUUGGCAUCAAGAUGCUUCUUUAGGGUUAGGGUUAGGGGUAACCCUAACCCCCUCCCCCUUUCUUGGCAGUAAGAGUCCAGAAGUAGAUGGGCGUGGCUUAGGCUUCAUGUACAAAAUACACAAUUCACCUGGUAGAUUAUCACAUAAAAACAGUUUUCAGAACAGAUAUGAAGAGGUUUUAUUGUUUUUACACAACAGUAUUCCGAGUUUUCUUUGAUUUUUUUAACUAAUUCUGAAUUAAAUGCUUAAAACAUUCAAGUCCUGGACGGUUUUACUCAGGUUUCUCUGAUUGUAUAUAAGUAGGGAGUAUGUUUUGACGGUGUUUAUGUUACAGUGAUUAGUAUUAGUUUUAAAUGCAGUUCUUUUGUGUUUUCACUUUGCUAAAACACAAAUUUCCUUUUACCCUUUAAAGAGCAUCAAAUAUGAUGAAUAGAAGAAAGAAAUGAAGUCAUCAGCACACAAAGGUUUUAGCAGUGAACGUGAGUUUGGAUGUUUUCAUUUUCAGGUCUUUAGACGUGUUGCACAAUAAGAAAAACUUGGAUUAUUUUGGGAAUCUGGAGCUAAAUUUGAGCAGAUUUGCUUAUUGUGUCUUAUUUGUGACAAAUUCCUUUUUUGAUUUCAAAUGAAUGGAAAGUGUUGACUUUAAGUUUCAUGUAAGAAAAAAAGAGUUUGAAGGUUAAACUAGAAAACUAAUGCUAAGCAACAGGAGUGCAUCUUCAGCAAACUUGUGCCGCUGAAUGUCAUUCAUCAGAUUUAGCCUUGUUUUAUUUUCUGACACGUUUGUGUACAUGGGGGGUAUCUUAUUUAUAGAAUGUAUUGUUUCACAUUAUGCAUUUAGAAACUGCUGUUGCCUCCAUACAGAUUAACAUUAUUUACCUUUAGAGAUAUAAACUACAUUAGGAGAAAACACACUGUAGACUUACUGUCUUGUUCAUAUACUUGAAAUAAACUACAUCUCUGGCUUAAAAGCUGA
This is a messenger RNA of Nothobranchius furzeri (turquoise killifish), 12297 nucleotides long. It is a transcript of the gene st8sia3, whose product is annotated as ST8 alpha-N-acetyl-neuraminide alpha-2,8-sialyltransferase 3. Lineage: Eukaryota; Metazoa; Chordata; Actinopteri; Cyprinodontiformes; Nothobranchiidae. The record is from RefSeq and is a predicted model, not a curated record. Gene Ontology annotation, molecular function: alpha-N-acetylneuraminate alpha-2,8-sialyltransferase activity. Gene Ontology annotation, biological process: oligosaccharide metabolic process; N-glycan processing.